Molecule: messenger RNA, 2169 nt
Organism: Striga asiatica
Lineage: Eukaryota; Viridiplantae; Streptophyta; Magnoliopsida; Lamiales; Orobanchaceae
Source: the annotation of a GenBank genome assembly
GAAAAAGAAGUAUACUUGGCACCACACCUUGUGAGUUAGGUCCUAAGCCACCUUCCAUGUCCAUCAUUUUUGGUAGGUGCCCAACACACAGCCUCAGCAUAUUCUGUGAAUCCAAUUUAUGUAUGUUUGUCAUUCCACCAUUUCUACACCUAUACUGAACAAUCAAAUCUAAGCUGUAGCUGCUGUUCUUCCUUAACCUUUGUAUCAACUGCCUUCCUCUUGUCCAGUCUUCAGGUGCAGAAAAUAAACUCAAGGCUGUGUUCUCUAUACAAAAAUUGUAUGCGUUUUUUUUUUCACCGGCACGAAAAUCCCGCCGGGAGCGCUCCUCAGAUCUAGCAGCCGCACUCAUGCAGUUUUCGCCAAUUUAAAAUCAAGAGCAAAUUUCUGCCACAGCCAUACGUGGAGGUUGGCUGAUGAAGAACGGGAUGAUAGAGUGUAGUGUCUGUCAUUCCAAACUGGUCUCUCCAUCCACAAAGACUGUUUCACGAGCAUAUGAUCGGUAUAGGAGUAAGGUAUCUUCAAAGCAACGGGUUCUUAACUUCCUGUUAGUUGGUGGUGAUUGCGUCCUUGUUGGUUUACAGCCAAUUUUGGUUUUUAUGUCAAAAGUAGAUGGCAGAUUCAAGUUUAGCCCUAUCAGCGUCAACUUUUUAACAGAGGUUGCAAAAGUAAUUUUUGCAAUUGUGAUGCUUAUACUUCAGGAAACACGUGAGUGCUCAAAGCGUGCGGGAAAUGCUCGUGUUGGUAUAGUGGCGACUACUAUCAGGCCUGGAGGGCAGUCCUGGGGCGUUAAGCUACUUUUUGAGCAAUUAACACAAUACAAGUUGUUCUUUUUAAUCACGAACUUACAUUCACCAUUGUUGGUAUAUAUUGGGUAAAUGUAGAAUAGAGCCUAUUAAAUUAGGUUAUAUAUGUUUACUAUAAUUACGGGAUUAGAUUUGGAUUUGAUUAGUGUGAGCAUUCCGUUAGUUGUAUAUAUAAAUAAGGUUCCUUGUAUCAUUGAGAUUAUUGAGAUGAUUACAUGAUUUAGUUUCACAACAACCAUGCAGUGAUCUGAGAAACAGACAAGUAUUUUGGCUACUUGAAUGGUUCUAGAUGCAUCAGGCCAGGCAACAGAAGGUUGGUGAAAAGCCACUUCUCUCAGUUUCCACAUUUAUUCAGGCUGCUCGCAGCAAUGUGCUCUUGGCUGUUCCAGCCCUUCUUUAUGCUAUAAAUAACUAUCUCAAGUUCGUUAUGCAGCUAUAUUUCGACCCGGCAACAGUGAAAAUGCUGAGCAAUCUAAAGGUCUUGGUGAUUGCUGUACUUUUAAGGAUCAUAAUGAGACGUCGGUUUUCAAUAAUUCAGUGUGAAGCUCUUGCUUUAUUGCUGAUUGGGAUUAGCAUAAAUCAACUUAAGUCCUUUCCUGAGGGUACAAGUGCUUUGGGUCUUCCAGUUACAACUGGGGCAUAUGUGUACACUCUGAUAUUUGUAACUGUUCCUUCAAUGGCCUCGGUCUUCAACGAAUAUGCCCUGAAAAGCCAGUAUGACACUAGCAUUUAUCUUCAGAACUUAUUUUUAUAUGGAUAUGGCGCUAUCUUCAACUUUCUUGGGAUUCUCGGAACAGUCAUUUUUAAAGGUCCUAGCAGCUUUGAUAUAUUGGAAGGCCAUUCAAAAGCUACUAUGCUUUUGAUAUGUAACAAUGCUGCGCAGGGAAUUCUAUCCUCCUUUUUCUUCAAAUAUGCUGAUACAAUUUUGAAGAAGUAUUCAUCAACAGUAGCUACAAUAUUUACUGGCAUAGCAUCUGCUGCUUUAUUCGGCCAUACUUUGACCAUGAACUUUAUGUUAGGGAUCUCGGUGGUUUUCAUUUCGAUGCACCAGUUCUUCUCACCUCUUUCAAAAGCCAAGGAAGAUCUACAGAAUGGGGUGGUUGAGAUGGUCGAUGUACAGGAUAAUAAUAGGCUAGUCAUCGAGUGGGACCAGAUGAAAGGCAACCCCUUCUUCCCACCUAAACUCCGGGUCGACCGAGUCCGGGUCGACUCGCCGGGCCAGUCCGGGUUGAAAAACACUGAUUCUGAUAGAUACCAACAGGCGAUACAGCACUUCAACUAUAUUCGUGCAUUCAUGGUGAGUGAUAUUUCAUCUUCAAGACUCAAGGUGGCAGGAUAUGAACCUAUGUAUAAACUUGAAGCUUGA